Molecule: messenger RNA, 1718 nt
Organism: Branchiostoma floridae (Florida lancelet)
Lineage: Eukaryota; Metazoa; Chordata; Leptocardii; Amphioxiformes; Branchiostomatidae
Exons: 7
Coding region: 103-1149 (348 amino acids)
Source: RefSeq, a predicted model, not a curated record
CCUAAACACCUGCCGUGACGUCACCAGAACAAACACACCGACCAGACAAAUCAACUACGUAGGACGGAAAGGUUGGACAAAACUGUGAAAAUUCCACCCAAAAUGAAGGCUCUAGCCCUUCUCUUGGCGUGCCUCGGGCUCCUAGGAGUCCAGGCGAUGCCUGUGAGCGAUGUCGCUGGCAAAGAAUCGGCCAAGGCGAUCGGAGGGAUGGCGAACGCCAUCGCUAACAUCUUCGACCGUGUCGGAACCUUCUUCCCCGAACCGAGUGAGCUCCAAGAAGAAGAAGAAGUUGCUCCGCCUGAAGAAAUUAAGGAGGUGGAUCUUGAAGACGUCAAACCUGCACCUGAGAAAAAGGACAAGAAGGAAGGAACCGAGUUGGAUGACAUGUUUGCUAAGGGAGCCAUGGGCAUGAUGAAAGGGAUGUCUGACAUGAUGAAGGGAUUCGGUCCCAUGAUGUCCAAUAUGAUGAAGGACUUGGAUGACAUGCCCGACAUGGGAGACAUGAUGGACGACAUGCCAGGUUUUGGGGAGAUGAUGGGAGGACUGCCUGAUAUGGGGGAUAUGAUGGGAGAGAUCGACAUCAACCUGGACACAGACGAUCCUGACUUCAGCAAGGAAUCUACUGAGUCCAAGAAGGUGGGUGGUGACACCAUCGUCACACACAAGAAGGAGUCGAAGCACACCGGGAAGGACGGCAGUGUGAGUUACAUCAACACGGUCGACAAGCAGCAGGCCCGCGGCCACAGCUACAGCGUUGUGAAGGUGUAUGAGAACGACAACAGCCUCGCUGAUCUGUUCGGACCUGACGCAGUACCAUCGCCAACUCCGAUGCCUGAGCUCCCAGCGGAAGAUGAGAAUGAGGCUGAACCUGAGAACGAGGCUGUUUCUGACGAGACAGUUCCUGAGAUGGAGGGAGACACCACAGCUGAGGAGGAUGAGCUGGACCCCGCCUUGUUCGGUCCAGACGCCAUCCCAUCGCCCACCCCCAUGCCUGACCUGCCCAUGGAGGAAGUCCGCAACAUCGAGGAGACCCAAGAUGGCGGCGAUGAUGAUGUGAAGCCUCAGGAGGAGGAACAGGCCAACAGGGCGCUCUUCUUCGAGCCUCACGGCGAUGACGAAGCUCGCAAGGCCAUGUUCGACCUUGUUUAGACAAAUUCUACUUUUUUCGUUUUGCAAUAUGUUCGGUGAGGCUCAUAGAAAGAUUUAUUUUCUAUAGGAAUGAAUCUGCUACUAGAAAACUCUAUUAACUGAGUGAUGUUAUCGUGGUGCAAUGUUCUGAAGUAUGACCUUACUGUAGAGGGAGUUAUGGUUUGCUACUGCUGCUACUGAGUCUUUAUAUAUCAAUUCUUGUCUAUAAAAGAUUUUACCGUCUAGUUCCUCAUCUGAUUAUCGAUGUAACAAUAUCAAAACUUGUCUUUUUGUACACGGGAAAUGUAGUUUGUAUAUCCGUUCUUUCUAAAGAUAUGCAUGUAACUUCAGGUUAAUCUUUCUUGUCUACAAUUUAGUAAAUAACACAGAAACAUCAAGGUACUAGGAUGCAAAAACCAUGUCAACUUGUCAUUAUAGACAGUGCUGUACGAUAUUGAAGUGAAACUUUUUACACCCAUGCAAUAGAUGUAUGUAUUCUUUAACCUUAUGAAAAUGUCUAUUUAAGUUAUUCGGGAAGGUGGUCGGAAGAUCUGUACAUCUUUCUCUGCAAUAAAACGUCUUAGAAAAUC